Molecule: messenger RNA, 417 nt
Organism: Capronia coronata CBS 617.96
Lineage: Eukaryota; Fungi; Ascomycota; Eurotiomycetes; Chaetothyriales; Herpotrichiellaceae
Exons: 3
Coding region: 1-417 (138 amino acids)
Molecular function (GO): carbon-sulfur lyase activity
Source: RefSeq, a predicted model, not a curated record
AUGGCCCCCUACGAAGGUCAAUGCCACUGUGGCGCCACUGCCUGGACCGUCGAGAUCCCUGAAGAGAAGCACAUCCUCUGCCACUGCGGAGCCUGCAAGAUUUUGGGCGGCGGUGAAUUCACGCUCAACCAGAUCAUCCCCAAGUCCAACUUCCACUUGACCAAGGGAGAUUUGAAGGUUUACAGCUACAAGGGCGAUUCCGGCAAUUCCGUCGACUGCUACAUGUGUCCCAACUGCGCUGCCAGUCCGUAUCAUCAUCAGCAGGUCAUGGGCCCCAACACUAUCGUCGUUCGAACGGGUCUUUUGAAGGGAAGCGAGAAAUGGGGGAAACCUGCCGCCGAGAUCUACGACAAGUUCCGACCGAGCUGGCUCCCGCAGACAGGCGAUGCGAGCUUCGAAUUGACACCUCCUUCUUGA